GAGCUCCGGCAAGGCGGUGACCAACUACUUGGACCACAGCAAGCCGAGCUUGGACAGCCUCGCAGACAUGGUGUUCGGCAGCAUGCGGCAGGAAGGGUCCGAGGCCGCGAUCCUCGUGUGCGACGAGAUCGUCGUGUUGAGGGCGGUCGUCUGGGACUUGGCUCUCAAGAGCUACGUCGGCUGCGCGAAGAAUGGCAAGUUUCUGCUCAGCGCGGAGGAGUACAAGACGACGCAGUUCAAGCAGGACGACUUGGCCCGCCUCGCGAAGUUCACCGCAGUUUUGCCCCUCGGCACUGGGGGCAUCAGGGUAUUGAGCACGCGCCCUGGCAAGGCGACUGGAGCGGACGAGAUGGCAUUCAACGCGGCGAACCUGCAGCGCGCCAAGGAGGCCGCGCAGCGCCAUGGCGUGACCCUCCUCGGCGGCUGCAACGACGGCAUCGCGAAAGAGAAGGCGGGUGGUUUCCUGGUGGGCUUAGAUGUGAAGCGCCAGUCAAAGUGCGGCCGCGGGUCGAUGUCAUCUGGCCGCACCGCGUCGCCUUCAGGCGGAUGGUUGAUCUCUUCGAUUCGGACCUUUCUCCUGGUUGGCGCCCGGAUGGAUUGCGCGCGCGUCGUCGACGUCUUCUCGGACAUCAGGGCGCAGAUGCUGUACAGGGCCUUGCCCCACUUCUCGGCGCUCCUCGGCAGCGGAGUGCCCGUCGCGGAGAUCCUCGGCACGUCGCUCUACACGCGCGCCAUCAUGUGGAUCGAGGUCGGAGUGUUGAGCCAGGUGGGCACGUUCUCUCGGAGGGACCGCAUCCGCCUCGUCAUCUCGGGCACCAUCUUGGCGACGUCGUUCCACAACGCCAGGACGACCAACAUCAAUUUUUUCGGCGACGGCUUGCCA
This is a messenger RNA of Prorocentrum cordatum, 883 nucleotides long. NCBI's taxonomy places the organism in Eukaryota, Dinophyceae, Prorocentrales, Prorocentraceae. The record is from the annotation of a GenBank genome assembly.